AUGAACCAAAAUCUCGAAAAUGCCAUAGACAUAGAGAAUGAUGAACUCAAUUUUGAAAACUACAACAAUGAUGAUUAAGACGACUAAUUAGUUUCAUAAUUACAAGAGAUUCUUAUAUCAGAGGAUUUUGAAAAAUUAUCUUAAGACUUCUUAAGAGAGAAAUGCUUAGUUUUCGAUGAGACAGAACAAAAGGAAUACCGAGAAAUAUUUAAAUUAUAUUAAAGUGCUAUUUAGUUAUAUUUGAACGAAAAACUUAAAGUUGAAUUUACUCUUGAGAAAUUGUAAUCCCUUCCUUUAGAUGAGGCAAUAAAUGAAACUUUAGCUUCAUUAUUUGACUAUGAAUUAUUUAAAGAUAUCAUGGUAGAAACAAGAAUAAGAGUUGAAGAAGAGGAAAGGACAAUUAAAAAAAGCACUAAUAAAGCUACUAAAGGGUAUAAAUAAGCACCUUAAUAAAACAUAUUCAGCUCAGGAUAAGCAAUAUAAUUUGAAAAGAAACCAUUAAAAAAUUAACCUCCUUAAGAUUUAAGACCAGACUUAUUCUUUAAUGUAGUGCCUUUGAGUACUCCCAAAGUGAAUAGAAAAUAAGCUUGA
Molecule: messenger RNA, 591 nt
Organism: Paramecium tetraurelia
Lineage: Eukaryota; Ciliophora; Oligohymenophorea; Peniculida; Parameciidae
Exons: 4
Biological process (GO): maintenance of protein location in nucleus; positive regulation of tyrosine phosphorylation of STAT protein
Cellular component (GO): mitochondrial intermembrane space
Source: RefSeq, a predicted model, not a curated record